AUGGUGUGGGGCCAAAUGGGCCUUGGGUUUCUAGGGGAUGAAAAUGUGGCUUUUGUUGACUCCACAGUGGAAACUCAGAGACUGCUCAGUCUCUCAGCAAACAAAACUUUAGACCUAGAGGGAUGGGCCAUCUUUGGCACCAAAUUCAUCCUCUGCUGUUAUGUCUUAGGAGUUGGACUUAAAUGGAAUAACAUCUUCUCAUCAACUACACUGGAUAACUUUUAUUUUGCCCAUGUGCUGGGAAUGUUUUUAUUUGAUGCUUUCUUGUAUAGCCUUGUGGCCUGGUACAUAGAAGCUGUCUUUCCAGGAAGCUACGGUGUGCCCAAGCCGUGGAACUUUUUCUUACAGCGCUCUUACUGGUUUGUGGAAUCACCUGAGAAAAAAACUGAAGUAAGUCAAUUUUAUGAGCAAAUACAAAGCAAGUAUUUUGAAGCUGAACCAACGGAUUUGAGAGCAGGUAUCCAGAUCAAACAUUUGUGCAAGGUAUUCCAAAUGCACAACACUACCAAAGUAGCUGUAAAUGACUUGUCUUUGAAUUUAUAUGAGGGGCAGAUCACUGUUCUUCUAGGACAUAAUGGGGCAGGAAAAUCCACCACUCUAUCCAUUCUCUCAGGUCUCUAUCCUCCCACAAGUGGAAAUGCCUAUAUUAAUGGAUACAGUAUCUCAAAGCAGAUGGUCCAGAUUAGGAAAUCGCUGGGCUUGUGUCCCCAGCAGAACCUGUUGUUUAAUUACUUGACGGUAUCAGAACACCUUCAUUUCUAUUCUGUGAUAAAAGGAGUACAUGGAAAGAUGACGCCUACUGAAAUUGACCGCAUGCUGGCUACUUUUAACCUGCUAGAAAAGCGUAACAAAUUGUCAAAGUCACUGAGUGGAGGAAUGAAGCGCAAACUCUCCAUCAUUAUAGCACUUAUAGGGGGCUCCAAGGUAGUGAUACUUGAUGAGCCAACGUCUGGCAUGGACCCAGUCUCAAGGAGGGUCACCUGGGAUCUCCUGCAGCAUUUUAAACUUGAUCGUACCAUCCUACUGACCACCCACUACAUGGAUGAAGCUGAUGUUCUGGGUGACCGCAUAGCCAUCAUGGUCAAGGGAUCCGUGCGGUGCUGUGGCUCUUCAAUUUUCCUGAAAAAGAUAUAUGGUGUGGGAUACCGCAUUGUCAUGGUGAAGACACCUGACUGUAAUGUUGAAGAAGUCUCAAAAUUAAUUCAUUAUUAUAUACCAACAGCCACUUUGGAGAAUGAUGUUGGAACUGAGUUAUCUUUUAUUCUGCCCAAAAAUUAUGCACACAGUUUUGAAGCUCUGUUUACUGCUCUGGAACAAGAACAAGAAAACCUGGGCAUUUCUAGCGUUGGUGCCUCUGUCACUACCAUGGAAGAAGUCUUCCUCAAGGUCGGUUACACGGAAGAGUCACAAACAGAUAUCGAAGCUAUGAAGUCUUCCUCCCAAAUGGGCCAAGCCUCCAACAGGAACCAGAAUAAGAACAUGUCAAGAAAUGUUGAGGGAGCAGAUCCUCCCACCCUGAAUGAAAGCCCUACUAUUAACUUUAAUACUGGGGUAAGCACCUUUACCAAGAAACCUGGUGUAGAUAUGGUUGGAGUGCAAGAGUGUUCUCUCUACAGCCAGCAGUUCUGUGCCAUGUUCGUAAAGAGGGUGAUGUUCAACUGGCGCAACUGGAAACUGCUUUUGUUACAGAUACUGGGACUCAUAGGCUCCCUUGCCUUUCUCUUAAGUUCUAGUAAAAAUUCUUCACAGCAUGAAAUGAUUAGGCAAAUGGAGUUGAGUCAAUAUGGUCAAACCAUUGUGCCCUUUUCUAUUUCUGGGGCUUCUAAUUUGACUGCAGAUCUCUCAGAACGCCUUAAGAGUAUGCUCGAGUCUGACAACCAAAGACCUCAGGAAGUACAAGGUGACCUACUGAAGUACUUGAGGGAAACAAAAGAUUGUAUUCGUUUAUGUAUCAUUGCACUUUCUAUUGAGUCGGAGGCAAAUAUGGUAAUGCUUACUGCUCUGUUCAACAAUGAAGCAUAUCAUUCACCAUCUGUGGCCCUGGCAGUGUUAGACAACAUUCUUUUCAAGUCACUUUCUGGUGCCAAUGCUUCCUUAACAGUCUCCAACAAACCUCAGCCACUCCUUGAUAUUGAAGAAAAUGAAGAGCUUCAAAGUGGACAAAAAUUGGCCAUAAAUUUACAAUUUGGCAUGGCUCUUUUGAUCAAUGGUUUUUGUCUCCUGACGGUGACUGAGAGAACCACUAAGGCGAAGCACAUCCAGUUUGUGAGUGGUGUCUCUGUCAUUGUGUACUGGCUUUCUGCCCUAUUGUGUGAUUUCAUCAUCUUCUUUGCCUCCUGCUGCUUAGUAAUGGGAGUGAUAAAAUACCAAAAGCUAACCAACAUCUCAAACACCACCAGAACCGUCGUACGUAAUUCAUUGCUGCUCUUUCCCAAUUACAACCUUGCAAAGUGCGUUAGUCAGUAUACAACUAUCUACGACGUGAAGAUAUUGUGCACCACCUUAAAGAAGCAUCCUGUCCACCUAAAUUGUAGCAAAGCAAAUACUGAGAAGAAUAUUUAUUCUUUGGAAGAGCCUAUGAUUGGAAAGUAUUUGAUUGACAUGAGUACUGCAGGCUUUAUUUUCCUUGUGUUGAUUUUCUUUUGGGAGACUACUUCAUGGAGACUAAGAACAUUCCUCAAUCAAUACAUUUACUUUGGUAUCUACAAGCGAUACAGGAAAGAGAUAGUGUCCAAGGAAUUAUCUGGGCAAUCUGAAGAUGAAGAUGUACAAAACGAAAGAAAGAGAAUCCUGGAGCAGCCUCAGGAGUUGCUGGAUUCUAUAGUACUUAUUAAAGAACUCAUAAAGAUAUAUUUUAAGUGCCCAGCCAUUCUGGCUGUAAAAAAUAUCUCCCUUGCAAUCCAAAAGGGGGAGUGCUUUGGAUUGCUUGGAUUCAAUGGAGCUGGAAAAACAACUACUUUCCAAAUUUUGACUGGGGAAGCGAGCCCUACCUCUGGAGAUGUGUUGAUUGAUGGCUUUAGCAUCACAAAAGAUAUCCUACAGGUAAGGUCAAGAAUUGGCUACUGUCCUCAAUUUGAUGCCUUGCUGGAAUAUAUGACUGCUCAGGAAAUAAUGAUUAUGUAUGCCAGAAUAUGGGGAGUCUCUGAGCCCCAGAUUAAGCUGUAUGUGAACAAAUGGUUGAAUUCACUGGAACUGGAGUCUCAUGCUGACAGGCUUAUCAGCACCUACAGUGAAGGAAACAAACGUAGGCUGAGUACUGCUAUUGCCCUAAUGGGAAGGUCUUCAGUCAUCUUCCUGGAUGAGCCAUCAACUGGCAUGGACCCAGUAGCCCGACGCCUGCUCUGGAACAUAGUGACAAAGACACGCGAAAGUGGAAAAGCCAUCGUUAUAACCUCCCACAGUAUGGAGGAAUGUGAUGCACUCUGUACCAGUCUAGCCAUCAUGGUGCAAGGGAAGUUCAUGUGCUUGGGCAGCCCUCAGCAUCUCAAGAACAAGUUUGGCAACAUUUACAUCCUCAAGGUCAAGGUCAAGACUAAAGAUAAAUUAGAGGAUUUUAAACGUUUUGUUACAACAACAUUUCCAGGUAGUGUCUUAAAACAUGAGAAUCAAGGGAUCCUUAACUACUACAUUCCUAGCAAGGACAAUCGCUGGGGAAAGGUGUUUGGCAUUUUGGAGCAAGCUAAAGAGCAAUUUGAUUUAGAAGACUAUUCCGUCAGUCAGAUCACACUGGAACAAGUUUUCCUGACCUUUGCUAACCCAGAGAAAGUAUCCAGUGAUGAUGAAAACGAGCUUCUGAACCUCAAAAGCUAUCAAUUAAGAGAGAGUUUAGGAUUGCUAAAGCAGCUAGAAUUUGAAGAGCAGGGUGCUGGUAAAGAGGAAUUUGAAGAGCAGGGUGCUGGUAAAGAGGAGGCGAGGGCCCAGAAAUUUGAAUGGGGUUUGCUAUCCAGUAAGGACUUCACCCAGCAAGAGGCAACUACGCUGGGCUUCGAUGCCCAGUACCUCUGCAGAAAGGCGGAAUGGCAGGAGUCUCCUAAAGUCCCCAAUGUCCGAGGACGCGGAAACCCACGCCCCCAGUGCAGGUGUCACUCCGAGGGGCGCCUGCGCAGUCCCAAGAGAGGCGCGUCCCAUUGGACAAUCCCGAGCGGAAGAGCCCAAGGUAGCCGGGGGAGUUGUGACGGGCCGCUGAAGACGUACUUAGAAAAGGGGUGCAUACUGGAUAUUCAGGCCAGGAGAAGAACGCAAAAAGUAGUGACGUACAUUAUCUUCUGCAUAUUUACUUGGGAAAUUGUGUUUCUCCCUAUUCUGAGUCUUGGAGGAAUUGGACUCGUCCAACCUUCUGCAGGGAGCAGUAGAGCGCGGCAGUAUAGAGAGUAG
Mandrillus leucophaeus (drill) is the source of this 4374-nucleotide messenger RNA. RefSeq names its product ATP-binding cassette sub-family A member 3-like. The record is from RefSeq and is a predicted model, not a curated record. Gene Ontology annotation, cellular component: membrane; intracellular membrane-bounded organelle. The coding region runs from base 1 to 4374 and encodes 1457 amino acids. NCBI's taxonomy places the organism in Eukaryota, Metazoa, Chordata, Mammalia, Primates, Cercopithecidae. The transcript has 25 exons. Gene Ontology annotation, biological process: transmembrane transport; lipid transport. Gene Ontology annotation, molecular function: ATP hydrolysis activity; lipid carrier activity; ATP binding.